Molecule: messenger RNA, 1844 nt
Organism: Nicotiana tabacum (common tobacco)
Lineage: Eukaryota; Viridiplantae; Streptophyta; Magnoliopsida; Solanales; Solanaceae
Product: protein indeterminate-domain 7
Cellular component (GO): nucleus
Molecular function (GO): DNA-binding transcription factor activity
Source: RefSeq, a predicted model, not a curated record
ACCCAGAACUCUCUCUCUCCUCUCUGUCUUUCGAUCUCUUUCUUUAAUUACCAGAAAUCAGGGAGAAUUUUCUGGUUCUUGUCGUUCUCUCUUAAACAGCUCUCUAAAUCCUAAGUUUUGUUAGUUUCCAAUUAUCUCAAGAUAUAAAAGCUAGGAGCCAAAGAACAAAAAAAAGUCCAAAUAGAGCCUCAUUGAUCAAACAGAAGCUAACUGAACAAACUGGAAAAAGUUGUUUUCUUGAAAAGAAGAGAUCAAGACAAACAUAAAGAUUUCCACCCAAAAAGAUCUCUUUUUCAGCCUUUUUUCAAUGUCAAACAUUUCUUCUGGGAAUAGUAGUACUGCAGGUGCAGAAGAAGAAUAUGAAGAGCAAGAUCAGCAGCAAACUUCUAACGUGUUGCCCUCUAGUGUUCACCAAGAGCAAGAUCUUCCUAAUAAGAAGAGAAGGAAAUUACCUGGAAAUCCUGAUCCUAGUUCUGAAGUAAUUGCCUUAUCACCAAAGACCCUAAUGGCAACAAACAGGUUCAUAUGUGAAGUAUGCAACAAAGGCUUCCAAAGGGAACAAAACCUUCAACUACACAGGAGAGGACACAAUCUGCCGUGGAAGCUAAAGCAAAAAACAAGCAGUGAUGAGAUAAAGAAACGGCGAGUGUAUAUUUGCCCUGAACCAACGUGUAUCCACCAUAAUCCUGCUCGUGCACUUGGAGAUCUGACGGGGAUUAAGAAACAUUAUUCGCGUAAACAUGGUGAAAAGAAAUGGAAAUGUGACAAGUGCUCUAAAAAGUAUGCAGUGCAAUCUGACUGGAAAGCCCAUUCCAAAACGUGUGGCACUAAAGAGUACAAAUGUGACUGUGGUACCAUCUUCUCCAGGAGGGAUAGCUUUGUUACUCACAGAGCCUUUUGUGAUGCCUUAACUGAAGAAAACAACAAAGUAAACCAAAGUAUAGCUUCAACCACAGGACCUAGCCAUACCCAAGUUUCUGAACUCAUGUCCAAUAGCAUGUUGAACUUACCAGAAAUCAGAAAUUCAAACAUGAAAGUUCCAUUAAAACCUUCACCACACAAACUCAAUAUUCAAACACCUACAGGACCCUUAUUAAACAUGGCAGGAAGCAUGUUUACUAGUCCAAGAAACUUAACUUCUUCCUCUUUUUCUGGUUUUCAGCUGAGCAAAAAUUCGUCGAAUAUGUCAUCAUCAGCAACAGCUUUGUUACAACAAGCAGCUCAAAUGGGAGCAACUGUGAGCAGUAGCAUCAACUCUAGUCCAAUAAUGGUACAAAAAGGGUACCCUUCUCUGUUUCAAAGUGAUCAUGAUCAUCAAACACAAAUAGGGAGCUCUGUGCAUGGAUUUUUUGGGUCUGUGUCACAAAAUGGAACUCAAGAAACGUUGAUUUCAGAACUAUUGAAUUCGAAUAGGAGUACUACUGGUGAUCAUCAUCAGAUGACUUCAAGAAUGCAAAAUCAGGGGUGGUAUAAUGGUUUAUUUAAUGAAACAAAGAUUAAUGGAGAGAGUGGGAAUGAUAGCUUGACACUUGAUUUUCUUGGGAUAGGGGGAAUGAGACAAAGGAAUUCCCAUGAAAUGCAUCAGCAGCAACAAGAAAUGAGUUUCGAACAGCAAAAAGAAAUGAGCUCCAUGUGGGAUGAUUGAGAGAAUUCCCAAAAGUUGGAAAUCUUUCGGGAAGGAAAUUCAUUAGCAGCAUUUGAUUAAGUAAUUCUCUACUAUUGUAAAGCCACAUUAGAUAGUUUUAUUAAGUGCUAUCUUAAAUGCAUUUUGAAAGUAUGUGACGUUGUACAGUUUGGUCUUAAGCAAAAAGAAAAUAAAUAAAGUUAGGGGCUUUAAACAGGGU